Drosophila rhopaloa is the source of this 1256-nucleotide messenger RNA. Its product is annotated as thymidylate synthase. The coding region runs from base 80 to 1036 and encodes 318 amino acids. The record is from RefSeq and is a predicted model, not a curated record. Gene Ontology annotation, biological process: dTMP biosynthetic process. Gene Ontology annotation, molecular function: thymidylate synthase activity. Lineage: Eukaryota; Metazoa; Arthropoda; Insecta; Diptera; Drosophilidae. The transcript has a single exon. Gene Ontology annotation, cellular component: cytosol; mitochondrion.
GCCAGUCGGAGCCAUCAUAUUAUUUUCCCGCCUGUUUUAAUGCAUUCUGAAGUUUUUGCCACCAAUAUACAUUUCCGAAAUGGUUGUGUCACCAAAAAAAGAUCAAAACGAUACGCCGACGAAGCCGUUGGCGCUGGAGGACGAGGAAAAGAAUCAGACGCCGAUUAACCGGGAUGAGGAGCAGUACCUGGACCUGUUGAGGCACAUCAUUGCAAAUGGAGAGCGGCGCACAGACCGCACCAAAGUGGGCACUUUGUCCGUGUUCGGCAGCCAGAUGCGCUUCAACAUGAGAGAGUCCUUUCCUCUACUGACCACCAAGCGCGUCUUUUUUCGCGGUGUGGCCGAAGAGCUGCUCUGGUUUGUGGCCGGCAAAACGGACGCCAAGCUGCUGCAGGCCAAGAAAGUGCACUUCUGGGACGGGAACAGCACCAGGGAGUUCCUGGACAAUCUGGGGCACACGGAGCGCGCUGUCGGCGAUCUGGGCCCGGUGUAUGGUUUCCAGUGGCGGCACUUUGGCGCAGAGUAUGGCACCUGCGAGGACGACUAUACUGGAAAGGGCAUCGACCAGUUGCGUCAGGUAAUCGACACCAUCAAGAAGAAUCCCUCGGAUAGGCGCAUUAUCAUGUCAGCUUGGAAUCCAGUAGACAUACCGAAGAUGGCGCUGCCGCCGUGCCACUGCCUAGCGCAGUUCUACGUCUCCCAGACGCGCGGCGAACUCUCCUGCCAGCUGUACCAGAGGAGCGCCGACAUGGGCCUGGGCGUGCCCUUUAACAUCGCCUCCUACGCCCUUCUCACUCACAUGAUCGCUCAUGUUACGGGUCUGAAGCCUGGCGACUUCGUGCACACGUUUGGCGAUACCCACGUCUAUCUGAAUCACGUAGACCCAUUAAAGGAGCAACUGAAGCGUACGCCGCGACCCUUCCCCAAACUGGUGAUCAAGCGCCAGGUGCAGGACAUCGAAGACUUCCGCUUCGAGGACUUUGAGAUAGUCGACUAUAAUCCCUACCCCACGAUCAAGAUGGACAUGGCCAUUUAAAUGGGUUUGAAAAUCGUACUAUUAUCAAACAUUCUAAAAUAAUUGGUCGUAUUAUUAAUCAAUCGUUAAAGAAUUCCUUAAAACGUCAUAAAUUCGUAUUUAAGUUACAUAAACCAAAAGAUAUAAGCGAAAUUUAAACUACUAAAUUUAUACUGAAAAAAAUUUAAUUCUGAUCGGUUUUCUCAAAAAUAAAAAAUAAACUACUAAUAAAAAACUAGAA